CAGUAGGGGGCAAGGCCAGAGAGAAGCUACAGCAGCAUCGGAAACCAGCCGGGUUUUUUAGAAACGAACCCUGCGAGAGGAGAAGAAGGACGCGGCGACAGCGAGAGGACGUCAGGGCAACGCAGAGGACACUUUCCCCUCCGGGAAAAGCUUUCAUAGAACUGCAGAAAUACGUCCACCAACAGAACUAUGGGAGAAUACUACCAGAUAUUAGGAAUUCCAAAGAAUGCAACACCAGAGGAAAUCAAGAAAGCUUACAGAAAACUGGCAUUAAAAUGGCAUCCGGACAAAAACCCCGACAACAAGGAGGAGGCGGAGAGGAGGUUCAAAGAGCUGUCAGAGGCGUAUGAGGUGCUCUCAGAUGAAAGUAAGAGAAACAUGUAUGACCGCUACGGCAAAGAAGGCCUAUCAGGAGGAGGAGGGGGCCACCAGGAUCACUUCCGUGGGGGUGGUUUCACAUUCCGUAAUCCCGAGGACGUUUUUAGGGAAUUCUUUGGAGGUAGAGAUCCAUUUGCAGAUUUGUUUGGUGAUGACUCCUUUGGGGUCCGCCACGGUCAUUACAGUAGCACACACCGAGGCAUGAACGGGUCUCUCUUUGGUUUUGGUGGCUUUCCUGGCUUCCACGGGUUUGAUACAGGUUUUGGCUCGUUUUCAGACAUGGGUGGAGGUGGAUUUGCCUCCUUCUCGUCUUCUUCGUUUGGUAGUGGUGGGGGAGGCGGGAACUUCAGAUCAGUGUCGACGUCCACCAAAAUCAUCAACGGCAAAAAAAUUACCACAAAAAAGGUUGUGGAGAACGGGGUGGAGCGGGUAGAAGUCACGGAGGAUGGUCAGUUAAAAUCUCUAACAAUCAAUGACAUCACAGCCCAAGACCCCCUGGAGGAGGAGUUUCAUCGCCGCAGACAGAACACACUUCCUGGCCUGGGCCUGCACCAGCGCUACCUGAGGAACUCUGCUCAAAACCCCUUUGAGGAAGAGGAGGAGCACGGCCCACUGAGUCUGGGCCUAACAAGAGGACAUGUGGAUACCAAAAGGAAGAAGCUGUGGUUGAAGGAGGCAGAAUCCAAAAGGAAGCGAGCUGGACGCCUUUUCCCCAGAUUCAGUGGACUUGGUGCCUUUUUUUGAACUCUUCUGACUUGUACAGAACAUGAUGUCUGAUUGCAGAAGAGCCAUGAGUUCUUUGUGGCAUUAGUUUUUUUUUUUGUGCUAAUUAUUGGCGAGCCGACAGCCUUACUGCUGCUUCAUUUCUCCACCUGUUAAUCAGCUGCAACGCAAAGCUUAACUUCUACAUUAGAUGCUCGCCUGCAGAGACCUCCGUUUUAAUGGUUUAUUUUGUCCGAGACGCGCUUUAACGAUUCAGCUGUGGCUGUGUUUGUUAUUAAUGGAACCUUGAGUUUCAAUUCAUCUCUCAUGAUUGGACUUUCCUAAGUUUUACUGUGUUUUUGGGAAGUUUUUGAAAAGGGCCCAGGUGGAAGGAGAAUGGCAGGAACAGCCUUGUUUGAUACAAAGUUCCUGUGCUAAUUCUGUGAAGCAGGUGAGGGUAUGUGAAGGUCAGGCUAUUCAGUGGAUACUUCUUUUGUAGGAGACAAUGAAAGGGAGGAUAAUGAACUGAAACAGGUUGAAAAUGUUCAAGAAUAUCAUGUUCCUUUUAUCCUGUUUGGACUGUUUUUAGUUCCUUCUAUAUUUCAUUUGGUUGAAAAAUCCCCUCAUGUCAUCAGUGUUUGACUGUUUUUUUUCUAAAUAAAUUGUGAAAAUUGUGUAAAUGCAAAUAUUUGGUUAAAAAGGUGUUCACUUUUCACGGACACUUAAUAAAUGAUUGGGAAAAAAAA
Oryzias latipes (Japanese medaka) is the source of this 1826-nucleotide messenger RNA. RefSeq names its product DnaJ heat shock protein family (Hsp40) member B6b (gene dnajb6b). Lineage: Eukaryota; Metazoa; Chordata; Actinopteri; Beloniformes; Adrianichthyidae. Gene Ontology annotation, molecular function: Hsp70 protein binding. The record is from RefSeq and is a predicted model, not a curated record.